Molecule: messenger RNA, 2090 nt
Organism: Dendroctonus ponderosae (mountain pine beetle)
Lineage: Eukaryota; Metazoa; Arthropoda; Insecta; Coleoptera; Curculionidae
Gene: Nup58
Product: nuclear pore complex protein Nup58
Exons: 6
Coding region: 190-1782 (530 amino acids)
Biological process (GO): nucleocytoplasmic transport
Cellular component (GO): nuclear pore
Molecular function (GO): structural constituent of nuclear pore
Source: RefSeq, a predicted model, not a curated record
UGCGUCCGUUUGUUAUUGAAUGACAAAUAAUUUACAGGUUAUAAUUUUGAUCGGAGCGCUAAAUUGUUAGAAUUCCAGUUACUGAAAAGCCUAGAGAAAAAAAUAGUGAGUAGUCUGUGUGAAUAGCGGAGACUACAUUAAUUUUGCCAACUGUAUUGCUCUAAGUACUUACAAUUAUAUUUUAGAAUAAUGGCAAGCGGAUUUCCUUUGGGGACGGGAACGACUAAUUCUAUAACAUUUGGGAGUACUACAAUCACCUUGAUUAAGUCGACGUCUCAACCUCAACCUCAGCCGGGAAAAUUCAGUGUCGUGCCAGUUUCAACCCCAGCGAGCACCAAAGCUUCGAUGUUCGGUUCUACUGGUGCAAGUCCAACUCUACCUGCAACGCAGGCACGGUUUGGGGCCCCUAGCACAGCUACAGGCGUCUUUGGAACCCCUGCGGCCUCCACAGCACCUACGUUGUCUUUUGGGACUCCUACUGCCGGUUCGGGCUUGUUUGCCGCCCCUGCGACAAACACAGCGCCUACGUUUGGGGCUCCUAAUGUAGGAACGGCCAGCGCCGCGCCUACUUUAUCGUUUGGGGCUCAAAAUCCAGGUGCGGCCAGCACAGUGCCUACGUUGUCUUUUGGUGCCCCACCAGCCAGUUCUGCAAGCCCGUUUGGUGCUCCAACAACAACAACUGCCCCGCCAAGUUUUGGUGCGUCUAUUGGCCAGUCCAACUUCGGAUUAAUCGGAUCAGCGCCUUUGGGUUUUGGCGCGUCGAUUGCUAACACGUCGGCUCCCAAUGCAGGGUUUGGGCUUAGUAGCAGUGUUUCAACAGGAAGCCUGAAAUUGGGGGCGAGCACCAAUGCGCCUACAUUAAAUUUCGGACUGGGCGGUCUAGGAGCAAGCUCAGCAGGCGCUAGUGCGCUCUCAGCACCGAGUUCCGUGUCAGUGGGAUUGGGGGGCAUUGCAUCAUCAAUCCAAGGAAAAACCGCUGUAGCCACCCAAAAAGACAUUUCGCCAAAAGAGCAGACUUUGCCUAAUGAAAUUCUUCAAACCGUGGAAAGUUUCAAAGAUAUGGUCAAGCAGCAGAAGGCACACAGUUCGGAUAUUUCUCGCUGUUCGAUCAGGGACUUCAGGCGAGUUGAGCAGGAAAUCGAUCUGCUGACCAGUCAACUUAACGAGGUUGAAACGGAACUGCAAAGAAACAGACAAGUGGCUGAGAAGCUGAAAUAUGACACAGCCAAGACGGUGCAACACGUGGAAAUGGCUCAGAGGACUCACGAUACCCCAUCUGGCUUGCAGUACGAAAACACUGCACCAAUGAAGUUCUUCUCGAACCUGGCUGAUGACUUUGAGAACAGUAUGCAGUCUCUGAAGCUGCAAAUCGAAACCAUGGAGAAGUAUGUGAAGAACCUCAAGGGUCCCUACUUAGUAUCCCCGCAAGAUCUGUCGAUGGGUAUGAAAAGACUGCACGAGACUUUUGUGGCGUUGGCUGGGCGGUUGCAGGCUGUUCACAGCCAAGUGGAAACCCAGAAGGAGCUCUACAUGAACAUUCGGAAGCACCUGCUUCAAGACACCAGCAAUCCCUUCGAAAAGCUAGAAAACGCACCGGCUGUUCAUAUGGCUAACUCGAACGCAUUCGCACUUUCGCCCCCUAAAGUUGCUAGUGGCCCCACGCCCUUCAGCAAUAUGGCCGUUAUUAGCGUGAGCGCUUCGCCUCCUCAACAGCCCUCGGGCCAACCUCCCGCCUAUCCUGGAUCCUUUUCUAGUCAGCCAGGAACAGGUAGGUUUUUCUGAAAAGCCAGGCACUCAAAGCAUGCGUUCCGAGUCCCCCAUUUAUCAUUAGAAGAAAAUCGUAUCUGAAAGAACUUUUGAUUUUUGUAUGUUGUAUGAAGGUUUUCUUUCCGUCGGGUUCGGAGCUUCAGGUGGAACUCAGACAUCCAAUACUUCCUUAUUUGGUUCAGUUGGUAGUUUUAAUCAGUUUUUUAACAGUAGUUUUUAGUUGAAAAACCGCACAGCGGUAGUAAACGUGGCAAAAUGUGAUUGAUCUACCAAAACUGUUUCAACUGCCAAGCAUUGUAUGGAAAUAAAUAAUUUUUGCUGAA